AUGGAAUGGGUCUUCGGAACAAACUUCCAAGAUAGAUUAAGCAAAUUCGUCCUCUGGCUGCUUUUAGAAAUUCUGCAAGUUUUCACACCCGUUUUAGAAAUCAGCCCUCUCACAGAUCCAGAUAGCUGCAAACUGAGGAAUGAAAAAGUGCAGUUCCUCUGUGUGCCCUCCCCUUCCUUCUGCAGCGCUCCUGGUCUCACGUCUGCUUGUCUGUCCGGCAAGGCAGUAGACAAUGGUGGCUUUGACUGUGCAUUGCACCUUGAAGAUAGAUGUGGUGAGGAGGAGGAGGAGCAGUGCUCUAGAGAAUUGUGUGGAGGAAUGCUGUUCCUUGGGGGAAGUGAGCUGGUAUUAGAAGGUGAUGGAUGUGGACACACCGUUCUGGGCCCUGAAAGUGGAACUCUUGCUUCGAUAAACUACCCACAGACCUCUCCCAAUAGCACAGUUUGUGAAUGGGAAAUCCGUGUGAAGCCUGGGCAGCGAGUUCAGCUCAAAUUUGGCGAUUUCGAUAUUGAUGACUCAGAUUCUUGUCAUUCCAGUUACUUAAGAGUUCACAAUGGGAUUGGCCCCACCAGGACAGAAAUAGGAAAAUACUGUGGGUUUGGCUUUCAAAUGGAUGGUUUAAUUACUUCAAAAAGUAAUGAAAUCACAGUACAGUUUAUGAGUGGAAUACACACUGCUGGACGUGGAUUCCUUGCAGCUUAUUCAACCACUGACAAAUCAGACCUAAUUACCUGUUUAGACAAUGCAAGUCACUUUUCUGAACCAGAAUUCAAUAAGUAUUGUCCAGCUGGAUGUGUGAUUCCUUUUGCUGACGUUUCAGGCACUAUUCCCCAUGGAUACAGAGACUCAUCAUCACUUUGUAUGGCUGGUGUUCACGCAGGCGUUGUGUCAAAUACGCUGGGUGGCCAAAUCAAUGUUGUAAUCAGCAAGGGCAUCCCAUACUAUGAAGGCUCCCUGGCUAACAACGUCACCUCAAAAGUGGGACCGUUAUCUACAAGUCUCUUCACAUUUAAGACGAGCGGUUGCUAUGGGACACUGGGGAUGGAAUCUGGGGUAAUCCCUGAUUCCCAGGUCACGGCAUCAUCUAUUCUGGAGUGGUCUGACCAAACAGGACAAGUGAACAUUUGGAAACCUGAAAAUGCCAGACUAAAAAGGGUUGGUCCUCCUUGGGCUGCUUUUAUCAGUGAUGAACAUCAGUGGCUGCAGAUUGACUUGAACAAAGAAAAGAGAAUAACAGGUAUUAUAACUACUGGAUCAACCUUAGCAGAGUACUACUAUUACGUCUCCGCCUACAGAAUUUUAUACAGUGAUGAUGCACAGAAAUGGACAGCGUACAGAGAACCUGGCAUGGAUAAAGAUAAGAUAUUCCAAGGGAACACUGAAUUGCACCAGGAAGUUCGCAAUAAUUUCAUUCCACCUAUUAUUGCACGCUUUUUUAGGAUUAACCCCUUAAAAUGGCACCAGAAAAUUGCAAUGAAAGUAGAACUGCUAGGAUGUCAGUUUAGUAUAGGCCGUGCUCCUAAAAUCACCGUGCCACCACCACCUCAGAACAAGAAUGAUGACAAGAGUGAUGACUUCAGCGAUGACUUCAUUCAUUCAGUGAAGACUUCGUUGCAGACAGAUAAAACAACUUUCACACCGGAAAUAAAAAACACCACAGUGACUCCAAGCGUAACCAAAGAUGUGGCAUUGGCAGCAGUUCUGGUUCCGGUGCUGGUGAUGGUCUUCACUACUCUGAUUCUUAUCUUAGUUUGUGCGUGGCAUUGGAGAAACCGCAAGAAAAAAACUGAGGGCACGUAUGAUCUACCUUACUGGGAUCGUGCAGGAUGGUGGAAAGGAAUGAAGCAGUUUCUCCCGUCCAAAUCAGCAGAACAUGAAGAAACUCCCGUACGCUACAGCAGCAGUGAAAUUAGUCACCUAAGACCAAGAGAAGUCCCAACAAUGCUGCAAACGGAGUCUGCAGAGUAUGCUCAGCCACUGGUAGGGGGAAUUGUCGGCACGCUUCAUCAGAGGUCAACCUUUAAGCCGGAGGAAGGGAAAGAAGCAAGUUACGCCGAUUUGGACCCUUACAAUUCACCUAUACAAGAAGUUUACCAUGCUUAUGCUGAACCACUACCUAUAACUGGACCAGAAUAUGCAACUCCAAUAAUCAUGGACAUGUCCAGCCAUCCCAGCACUCCUCUGGGUGUUCCUUCCAUUUCCACCUUCAAAGCUGCAGGGAAUCAAGCUCCUCCACUGGUUGGAACUUACAAUAAACUCUUAUCGAGGACAGACAGCACCUCAUCAGCACAGGCGCUGUACGAUACACCAAAGGGGCAGCCGGGGCCAGGUGCUGCCGACGAAUUGGUGUACCAGGUACCGCAGAGCAUGGCCCAUUCCGCUGGGAGUAAGGAUGAACUAAGUUAGCUGACGAGUACAGUAGAACGAUGGCUUGUUUUUAAAAGCCAGUUCCAUAAAGCUGACAGUUUCAUUUUUUAAUUGCAUCGUUUUGAUAUUGUUAGUCUUAAAUAAUAUGAUGUUGAACCAAAAGAUGUGGUAUUGGAGGUCUGGGAAACCAGGAAUUCUGCCUUUCCUUAAGCUG
Molecule: messenger RNA, 2581 nt
Organism: Nipponia nippon (crested ibis)
Lineage: Eukaryota; Metazoa; Chordata; Aves; Pelecaniformes; Threskiornithidae
Source: RefSeq, a predicted model, not a curated record